AUGGCCUUGAAGAGCGAAUUUGAGGUGCGCCAUUUGCGCAAGGCAGCUGAGAAUGAGGUCGAAGAGAAACUUGGGCAGUCGGCUAUUCACGAAGCCAAGCAAGCUUCAGACGAUGAACAUGCGCAGACCCUUCGGCAGGCACUCAGAGAGAACCGCAAGGCAGUGUUCUGGUCUGUAAUGAUCUCCAUGUCUAUUGUGAUGGAAGGAUACGAUGUCAUCCUAAUCAACAACUUCUUUGCCUAUCCGGAGUUCCAAAAGAAGUAUGGCAGUUGGUAUGGCGGAGAAAUUGGCUAUCAGGUCUCUGGACCGUGGCAAACAGGUUUGACGAUGGCUUCUACGGUCGGUGCUAUCUUUGGCGGGUUGAUGAACGGAUACUUCGCGUCCAAGUAUGGCUAUCGGUGGGUCAUGAUCGGCGCCAUGUUCUUCUUGAACUGCUUCAUCUUUGUUGUUUUCUUCGCGCACUCAGCCGCCAUGCUUCUGGUUGGGCAAAUUCUUUGCGGCCUUUCCUGGGGCGUUUUUGCAACACUAAGUCCAGCUUAUGCUUCCGAAGUCUGCCCUACGAACCUUCGCGGUUACAUGACUACAUACGUAAAUCUUUGCUGGGCAACUGGUCAGCUAAUUGCUGCUGGUGUCCUCCGCGGAUGUCUGAACAUCGAGGGCGAGAUGGCCUACCGGAUUCCUUUCGCAAUCCAAUGGCUCUGGCCUGUCCCUCUGAUGAUUGUUUCAUAUCUGGCACCCGAGAGUCCGUGGUAUCUAGUCCGAAAAGACCGCCUCGAAGACGCUAGACGGUCCAUCGAGCGACUCAGCGGUGACAAGACUCAAGACCAGAUUAAUGCUCAGCUAGCAAUGAUGGUUCAUACAACUAAGGUCGAAUCGGGAGUGACAAGCGGCGUAACGUACCUUGAUUGCUUCAAGGGCAUUGAUCGUCGACGCACUGAAAUAUGCUGUGUUGCGUUUGCAGGUCAAGUCAUGUCUGGCAGCAGCUUCGCUUACACCCCGACAUACUUCUUCACUACCGCGGGAAUGAAAACGGCGAAUGCGUUCGAACUGAGCCUGGGUGCAAAGGGAAUGGCCUUCCUUGGAACCUCUCUUACCAUUGGACCUAUUACUUAUAGCGUCAUCAGCGAGACGUCUUCGGUUCGGCUUCGCCCAUUGACAGUUGUGCUAUCGCGAAAUGCUUACCAGCUUGUCAAUAUUGUGUCGCAAGUCCUGCAGACUUACAUGAUGAACCCUACGGAGUGGAAUUUGAGAGGCAAAGCCGGCUUCUUCUGGGCGGGCACCGCUGGGAUCAUCUUCAUUUGGUCAUAUUUCCGCCUACCUGAGUGUAAAGGUCGUACGUAUGAGGAGUUGGACAUGCUCUUUGCAAGAAGGAUUCCAGCUAGAGACUUUUCAAAGGCUCACGUGGAUGCUUACGAGGAGGCGUCGGAUCAUGUUGAAGAUAUUAUGGAGGCAACACCACAGAAACAGGACUUUUGA
Messenger RNA from Colletotrichum scovillei, 1476 nucleotides. Its product is annotated as general alpha-glucoside permease. The record is from RefSeq and is a predicted model, not a curated record. Gene Ontology annotation, cellular component: membrane. Gene Ontology annotation, biological process: carbohydrate transport; transmembrane transport. The transcript has 9 exons. Lineage: Eukaryota; Fungi; Ascomycota; Sordariomycetes; Glomerellales; Glomerellaceae. Gene Ontology annotation, molecular function: carbohydrate:proton symporter activity. Bases 1 to 1476 code for a protein of 491 amino acids.